This is a messenger RNA of Phaeoacremonium minimum UCRPA7, 1638 nucleotides long. RefSeq names its product putative vps9 domain protein. Gene Ontology annotation, cellular component: tubular endosome; early endosome; transport vesicle. The transcript has a single exon. Gene Ontology annotation, molecular function: phosphatidylinositol binding; guanyl-nucleotide exchange factor activity; SNARE binding. The record is from RefSeq and is a predicted model, not a curated record. Gene Ontology annotation, biological process: early endosome to late endosome transport. Lineage: Eukaryota; Fungi; Ascomycota; Sordariomycetes; Togniniales; Togniniaceae. Bases 1 to 1638 code for a protein of 545 amino acids.
AUGGUCGAAGAAGCACUGGAAGUUGCUACCGAGGCACAGGGUGAUGGUCAGCCUCUCCAUCUUGACGACCAUGUUGACAGCAAAGGCAACACACUCCUCCAUAUCGUCAAUGACCCCCAGCUUGUCCUGCGAAUUCUGCAGAAAUGCGACGUUGACGUCAAUGCGGUCAAUGAGAAGAAGUUUACUCCAUUGAUGGUCGCAAGCAAGUAUGGCCGCUUCGAUAUGGUGCGCGCAUUCUUCGGCGAUCCACGCGUGGACAUUGCUGCAAAAGAGUUGCGUGGCCUGACUGCUGUUGAGCUCGCAAAGGACGAUGAUGUUCGCAACAAAAUCGAUGAUCUGACGCUCUUUUCUACACCUCCUGGCCCAGAAUCGAGAUCUACUGCUGUGGUCCGCUCCUAUUUUGUUGAGGACGCCACAGUCCGCUUCGUGCUCAAGUCUGGUGCACCGGUGGAUAAAUUUAGUUACGCAGUCACAACAUGCCGGCGUUCCUUGACAGAUUUUGAGCAUUUGGCAAAACUGCUGGCCAUGGAGAAUCCGGCAUCGUGGAUUCCGUCUCUAGCGGGCUUACGGUCACCUUUCCAGAUCCCCGUGAAACCCAGCCGUGCCGUUCUCAAAGAUCUUCAGAUACGGAUGGACUGGUUUUUACGCAUCCUGCUUGCACAUCCAACAUUCGCAACUCACGAAAUGCUGUGGGAGUUCUUUCUCGUCCCAGAUCUGCAACCUGAUAUGAUGGAGCAGCGUAGCAAGUUGAAAGCGGAAACUCGAGCUGAAAAGGUCCGGGACGAGCUAGAGCCGCUUGAAGACGUACGAGAAGUCGAACAAUUCAUUGACCACGCACGCGACAUGGUUCGUAGCGUCAAUCAUUCUACAAAAAGCGUUGCGCGGCGCAUGAAUACAUUAGGCAAUGCUGCAUACGAUCUAUAUGACGCCUCUGUUCUGCUAUCAAAGGCUGUUGCAACAAUCAACUUCCUCCCGCCUGAGCACAUCGCUGCUUUCGAGGCAUACGUCCGCACUUUGGCACCACUGCAGUCAAAUCCCUAUGCCACUUUCCAUGCCUCAUACGUCGCUCUGCAGUCCACCGUCGAUGCUAUCAUUGCGGCACUUGCUCGCCCUCCGAGGCUGAUCAAUCAGAUUGCGGGUCUACGCCGUCAGGCUGAGCGGAAUUAUUCGUCUCUCAGUCGCUCGACACGUUGGCCACUAGGCUUGCUUGACGACACAAGGCAACGUAUGAAUGAGGAGCGGGAGGAGCGUGCUAGACAGAGCCAGAUCGAUGGAGAUAACUUGUCCAAAGAGCUGAGAUACACCCAGCAGGUUGUGGCCGCUGAACUAGCAGGCUGGCAGGACAUGCACGAGCGAAUGGGCAGAAAGGCAAUCAAGGAGUUGGCCAAGGGGAUGCUUGUCAUGGAGCGAAUGAGGCUAGAAGGUAUGAAGAGAGCGUUGAGGAAGAUACAGGGCGUGGGCAACCCCUCCCUGGCAAUGCUGUACGAAGAGCCCAACCUGGCAUCGAAAUCCUCCUCCUCUUCGUCAGAGCAGACAGCAUCGAAGGAGGAGGAGGCCGCCGAUGGUCUGACGAUCGGGUCCGAGGGCGAUGAGGCUGGUGAGGCCAGCGGCCAGGUCGACCCAGUGGGUGACGCGUAA